This is a messenger RNA of Nanorana parkeri, 2058 nucleotides long. RefSeq names its product oocyte zinc finger protein XlCOF22-like. Gene Ontology annotation, molecular function: RNA polymerase II cis-regulatory region sequence-specific DNA binding; DNA-binding transcription factor activity. The transcript has 5 exons. NCBI's taxonomy places the organism in Eukaryota, Metazoa, Chordata, Amphibia, Anura, Dicroglossidae. Bases 1 to 2058 code for a protein of 685 amino acids. The record is from RefSeq and is a predicted model, not a curated record. Gene Ontology annotation, biological process: regulation of transcription by RNA polymerase II.
AUGAAUAGGAUUUUUUCGGUGAAGCUUUUGGUCAGGCUGAAGGAUGAGCGCAGUACUUAUAUUCAACACAAGGUGGUGAUCUCAUGUGGGAAUCCCAGACAGGAAGUGAUAACAUCACCGAUCACAGAGCCUCCAUCUCACCUCCUGACCAUAGAGGUGACCAGAGCCAAGAAGAUUCUAGAGGUCACCAAGAAGAUCACUGAUCUGCUGACGGGAGAGGGUGAAGAGCUAAAAAACAUCAAAGUUGAAGUUAAAAAAGAAGAAGAAGAGACAUUGGUGAUGGGAGAUCUGCAAUAUAUGGAGGGAGGUCCUCUGUAUUCCCGGGAUUCCACACAGGAAGAUCUCAGCAUCUCACAUAAGAAUCUUCAUCCUCUGAUUUCUGAACCUGGGGUGCGUGGAAAGAUCAGAGAAGUCCGAUUCCGGGAUAAGGUUGAGCUGGAUGCUGUGGUAGUGGUGGUUGAAUUGGUGGUGUUGGGAAUAGACGGGAUGGUCACUGCCGCGGCGGCUGCUGCCAAAGUGGCUCCUCACACGGGUGACGAUCCUUAUUCAUGUUCAGAGUGUGGGAAAGGUUAUACUAAAAAACAACAUCUACUUGCACACCAGAAAACUCACACAGGAGAUCAUCGUUUUUCAUGUCUACAGUGCGGAAAAUGUUUUAAUAAGGAAAGCAAAUUUCUUACGCACCAGAGAGUUCACAUGGGCAAGGAUCCUUAUUCGUGUUCAGAGUGUGGGAAAGGUUUUACUAAUAAAAAGCAUCUGCUUAUACACCAGAAAACUCACAAAGGGGAUCAUCGUUUCUCAUGUUCAGAGUGCGGAAUUUUUUUUAUUGAGGAAAGCAGAUUUCUUCAACACCAGAGAAUUCACACGGGCGAAGAUACGUUUUCAUGUUCAGCGUGUGGGAAAUAUUUUCCUAGUAAAAAACAGCUACUUCUACACCAGAAAACUCACAAAGGGGAUCAUUGUUUUUCAUGUUCAGAGUGUGGAAAAGGUUUUAUUAAGGAAAGUAAACUUCUUACACACCAGAGAAUUCACACGGGCGAGGAUACGUUUUCAUGUUCAGCGUGUGGGAAAGGUUUUCCUAGUAAAAAACAGCUACUUCUACACCAGAAAACUCACAAAGGGGAUCAUUGUUUUUCAUGUUCAGAGUGUGGAAAAGGUUUUAUUAAGGAAAGCAAAUUUCUUACACACCAGAAAAUUCACACGGUUGAGGAUCCUUUUUCGUGUUCCGAGUGUGGGAAAAGUUUUACUUAUAAAAAACAGCUACUUCUACACCAGAGAACUCACAGAAGAGAUCAUCGUUUUUCAUGUUCAGAAUGCGAAAAAUGUUUUAAUAAGGAAAGUAAGUUUCUUAUACACCAGGUCAUACACGGAGGCGUUCACCCUUUUUCAUGUUCAGAAUGUGGAAAAUGUUUCAGUGUUAAAAAUAGACUUCUAAAACACCAGAAGAUUCACUCAGGUGUUCGCCCCUUUUCUUGUUCAGAGUGCGGGAAAUUGUUUAUUCAUAAAGCAGACCUUCUUAUACACCAGAGAAUUCACACAGGUGAGCGUCCUUAUUCAUGUUCAGAGUGCGGGAAAAGCUUCACUUAUAAAGGAGCCCUUGUUCUACACCAGAGAAUUCACACUGAUGUGCGUCCUUAUUCAUGUUCAGAGUGCGGGAAAACUUUCACCCAUAAACGAGCCCUUGUUAUACACCAGAGAAGUCACACGGGUGAGCGUCCUUAUUCAUGUUCAGAGUGCGGGAAAUCUUUCAUUCAUAAAGGAGCUCUUGUUCUACACCAGAGAAUUCACACGGGUGAGCGUCCUUAUUCAUGUUCAGAGUGCGGGAAAAGUUUUAGUUGGAAAAGAUGCCUUGUUGCGCACCACAGAACUCACACAGGUGAGCGUCCUUUCUCAUGUUCAGAGUGCGGGAAAGCAUUUACUCAGAAAGGAGCUCUUAAUAUACACCAGAAAAUUCACACGCGUGAACGUCCUUAUUCGUGUUCAGAGUGUGGGAAAAGUUUUAACGAUAAAACAUUACUCCUGUCACACCAAAGAAAUCACACGGAUGAGUGUCUUUAG